AUGAAUGAACUGGAAGACGAUGGUGUCCGGACUAGCGAUGGCCAGCGAUGCAGCCAUGGUACUGAUCUAGAGCAUAGUCAGGUAUCUGGCGAGAAGAUUCAAUCGCCUGGGAGCGAAAUGCAUCUGCCGAUGUCACCGGAAAAUAAAGCAGAGAUGAACGAACUCUGCAAUGGCAUCACGACUAUUGAUAUCAAUGCAAAACCAGUCACAGAGGAUGCUUCAAACGCUGUGCCCAAGACCCAACAGGCAACAAAUGAGGUCAGCUUAUGA
Anisakis simplex (herring worm) is the source of this 270-nucleotide messenger RNA. The record is from the annotation of a GenBank genome assembly. NCBI's taxonomy places the organism in Eukaryota, Metazoa, Nematoda, Chromadorea, Rhabditida, Anisakidae.